Molecule: messenger RNA, 1499 nt
Organism: Trichoderma atroviride IMI 206040
Lineage: Eukaryota; Fungi; Ascomycota; Sordariomycetes; Hypocreales; Hypocreaceae
Biological process (GO): endosome transport via multivesicular body sorting pathway; late endosome to vacuole transport; protein transport
Cellular component (GO): multivesicular body; ESCRT III complex
Source: RefSeq, a predicted model, not a curated record
GCAGCCAGCCCAGCUGUCAGCUGUCCGUGCUACGGGAUCUAAAGGUACAUGCAGAUGCUCAACUACCCAAGUUGACAAGCCUUAUACUCUCAGGCCGUGCCAUUGGCAUUACUUUGGGCUGUGGCCAGCCUGCCGUAGGACAUAUUCCCUUUCGCGGCGGCUUCAGCAGCCAAGCAGAGCCGCAGCGGGGUAAAAUACAGGGCGUUGCAGAACAUGAGGUUCUAAGAGACGCCUAGCCACUGCAAAAGCCACACUGUGGCUGUCACCAGCCCCCCAUUACGACGAGCCAACCGUCCAACCCAGUGACAAUUCAACUCAGCCUUGGACCUUUUCGCCGCGAUAGACAAUCCUCUCCAAACCCUCGCAUAUCCCGCCACAGCCUCGGCUCCACCAGCGCCGUCUUUGUGCUUCGCCCUACGGCUCGGCGCAGGCUUUCGAAUGAGGUAGACCACCGGUUUUUCGUCGUCGUCGUUCAGCAUUGGGCCACGAGCCCUCGCACUCAGCCAUCCUGCCUCGUCAUCGUCUUUUGGUCCCAUCUUUGGAAAGUGAUUGGCGCCGACAAUGGAUACUUUCAAAGCCCUUUUCGCAAAGCCGGAUCCCCAGCAGCAGAUGCGAAAAUGUAAUCAGCUGAUCCGUUCCAACGUCCGAAAGCUCGAUCGCGAUAUCGCUCAACUCAAGCAAGUCGAGAUCAGAACCAAGAACCUAAUCAUACAAGCGGAUAAGCGUGCUCAGCGGGACCCCUCAAGGGCCAAGCAGGCGCAACAGGAGGUUCGGAUUUUUGCGGGCGAGCUUGUGCGCACGCGGAAGGCGUCGCAGCGGCUGGUCACGACCAAGGCGACGCUCAACUCGGUACAGAUGCAGGUCAGCGAGGCUUUUGCUGUUCGUAAGAUCGAGGGAUCCAUCCGAGCCAGUGUUGGUAUCAUGAAAGAUGUCAAUUCGCUCAUCCGAUUGCCCGUGCUCACUGGGACGAUGCGCGAGCUGAGCGUCGAGUUGAUGAAGGCGGGCAUCAUCGAGGAGAUGAUUGACGAAACACUACCUGAGGACAUGGAUAUGCUAGAGGAUGAAGAGGGAGAGGGCGAGAUCGAAAAGGUCUUGGGAGAGGUUCUCAAGGAAAAGAAAGAGCCUGCUCUGCCCACCACACCGCUCCCCGAACCGGAGAAGCCGGUUGCGGAGGAAGAGGAGGACGAGGAAGACGCCGAGGCAAUGAUGGACCAGAUGAGGAAUCGAUUAGAUGCUUUGCGCAGCUAGAGCGGGAACAAGUCGUUUCCCAUCCCGCAAACUUUGGAUUAAAUGCAGCGGUGUUUUGGCGUCUGGUUUUCUGGGGAAGUGUUUGACGUGUGUACAUGGAGAAUUGUCCGGGAAGGGGGGAACCGUUUUGCCCCAUUCUUCAUUUUCAUAUACACUUUCUGAGCGACAUGGUAUCAGGUCUGUUCAUUCUAGGGUAGAGAGCCAUGUGACUCCCUUUACUGCUUCAAUCUAUCUAGAUCUCUCUCUUUGUC